AUCCCUGCAUUCUUAACGCCCACUCCAGAGCAGACACUCUUGACGCAGUUUUCCAGCAACAUCCUGGCCGGCAAUAGCGGAAACAACCUAGUUGAACUACGUCUUGCCAACUCACCUCGGCUCGCUUCGAUAGAUGCUCGCUUCCUGAAACUCACAAAACGUUCAGGGCAUUGGAAUUUACCGGCGUUGAUAUCGGACACAGUGCAGCAAUCAUCAUUUAUUAUUCCCAGACCUAUUUCACAUUGGCAAAAAAAUAUAACGGGCGAACAAGAAAAUCGGAUGCAGAUGCCAAGAGAAGUAGUUAGACUCGGUCUGCAGCGAUUGGAACUGAUAGGUCUGAAUCUAAACAGCAGGGAGCUGAUCAACCUUUUCCGAGACCAUGAUCCAACGGAUAACCAGACGGACGUUCUGCUAGGAUUACGUCAGCUGAUUGAAGACUACAGAUUCUUAAGUUCGCUUCAUACGCGCGAACUUAUUCUGCGUCGAAUAAAAAGCCCAGAUGCCGGCAUUUCCACUUCCCUUCAGAGCACUGCAAUAGCCAAGCACUUUCAGCUAUGGCGAUAUACCCGACUUGCAGAGUCAAUAGUCCACCUUGAUCUUAGUGAGUCCGAAUGGACUGGAGAACUUUUAGCUGUCUCACGGUUCAACUCAAAAAGCCCCAGUUCUUCAACUUACAAAGUAUCGCCAUCGAUAUCAGAUAAUAGCAUCAUUAGCGCUAACAGUCAUGUCAGACGCAUCGAGCUUACUGAGAUGCCACAUCUGGAACGACUCAAUAUAGCCGGAAAUAGGGUGUUGGAAAUAAACCUGGAUCUAGUCAACAGAAUGGCCAGUAAUUGGCUACCUAAGCUGCGCUGGCUCGACCUUCGAGCCAACCAACUUACGAGUCUAGCCUGGCUCUGGGACGCCUCUACUGAGGCUCGAAGACACCUAACUGGCGGAAGCCUUGACGAACUCGGAUUCCAAAUUCAAAGUGGCUAUAUUGGGAGUGGGAGGAGAAGAUUUGGAGAUGCUGCGGAAGUAAGAGUACAGCAAGAUAGACCUCUACAAUUACAUCUAUCAGGUAAUCCAAUCCAUUGCAACUGUGAGCUGGCUAAUUUAGCUGCUGCUGCAGCGGAGGCAAAAAUCGGAUUAACCUGGCUGCGCCAAGUCCCUUGUACUACAUUGACAGUACGCAGUAGAGGCUUAAUGGGGAACCAAGCCAUGCAGAUGGCUGCACAUGAAGGUACCACCCUGGCUGAUUGGCAGAAUUGGAGACAGGCAUAUGUGGGCGUCUCGACGCCAGCCAACAAAUCAAUCCCUAUGGUAAAUAGCCUCAAACUUGAAAACCAAGAAAAAAAAUUGGUGGAAGAGCUUGCCUGCCUAGCACCCUCGCCACCGCGGCUUACGAUAGAAACUCCUACAAACAUCAGAACCAUUUGGUUAAGACAAAUGCUCUCGCGAAAUGGAUUUUACAGCUACGAAUUGGAUAUAUUUUCAAGAGUGAACGCGUCAAUAAGUUGUAUCAGUUCAGGUGACCCUCCACCUACACUCGUUUGGCGUCGUGCGAAGCCCGAGGACGACAAAAUGGAGACCGAAUUGGCCUUAGUAACAACGCGGCUGAGAGGCCCGAUGGCUCCUGCUAUGUCAGCACAACUCAACCUAGAGACGGAUGUAAAGUGGGAGCAACAAACGCAGCAAAUACUACAACAGACCUGGGUGUGUACGGCCACCAACCUAGCUGGAGAAGGUCAAGCUGAGCUAAAGAUAAUCAAACGAAGCAAAUCAACUUCAGAAGUACCAACACAAGCAGAAGAGAAUCUCGAGAAUUUCGAACCCCCGAAAUACCAGAGCAGCAGUUUCAUCGAAAGUGGAGCAUACGAACAGGGUAUGGAGUCAUGGCCAAAGAAUAAAGUGGUUAUUAAAACACAAGGGACGGAGUCAAAGAAACAAAUAACAAUAUGGCCACGGGUCGAACAAGUUGCUAGUAGUCGAAUAGCCGCAGCGGAUGGUACAAGCAUCAAUAGACAGAUGACAGCCAGCUGGAAGUUAGUAGUGAUUUCUUUCAGCAUCAUCCAUGGAACCAAAUGA
Messenger RNA from Protopolystoma xenopodis, 2067 nucleotides. NCBI's taxonomy places the organism in Eukaryota, Metazoa, Platyhelminthes, Monogenea, Polystomatidea, Polystomatidae. The record is from the annotation of a GenBank genome assembly.